Molecule: messenger RNA, 1086 nt
Organism: Entamoeba nuttalli P19
Lineage: Eukaryota; Evosea; Mastigamoebida; Endamoebidae
Product: tRNA-specific adenosine deaminase, putative
Exons: 1
Coding region: 1-1086 (361 amino acids)
Biological process (GO): adenosine to inosine editing; RNA processing
Cellular component (GO): cytoplasm; nucleolus
Molecular function (GO): double-stranded RNA adenosine deaminase activity; tRNA-specific adenosine deaminase activity; double-stranded RNA binding
Source: RefSeq, a predicted model, not a curated record
AUGGAAAAACCUGUUGGAAUAAAUAAUAUUAUUAAUGAAGUUCAAUGUAAAAUAAAGGAAGUAUAUAAUAAAUUACCCAAAAAAGGAAAAGAACAAGAAAAUGAAUGGAGUGUUUUAGCUUCUCUUAUUGCAUUUGAUAAACAAAAAAAAGAGUAUGAAAUUCUUUCUAUAGGAACAGGAAGUAAAUGUGUUACAAGCAAACAACAUAACAGUAAUAUUAUAAAUGAUUCUCAUGCUGAAGUGAUUUGUAAAAGAGCAUUUCAAGUGUUUUUAUUGGAACAAAUUUCUAAAGAACAGUAUAUAGAAAAGGUAAUUUCUAAAAGUGAAACAGAAGCAAAAUGGAAAUGGCGGUAUGACAAAUAUGAUUUGAUUUUUUAUAUAAGCCAAGUCCCAUGUGGUGAUUGUUGUAUCUCAAGCAAUGGAACAAUUAAUAAAGACAUUGAAACUGGAGCAAAAAGGAUUAUAAAUAAUUCUAUAGAACAAACUAUUGCCUUAUGGGAAGAAAAAGAUAUCAAAGAUGGUAUUGGAAAGACAAGGAUUAAACCUGGAAAAGGAGAAAAGUCAUUAAGUAUGUCAUGUAGCGAUAAAAUAUUGAAAUGGGAAGUUCUGGGUAUUCAAGGAGGAAUUUUGGCUAAUCAUUUUGAAAUGAUAAGACUUAAUCUUAUUAUUAUAGAAAAGCCAGCAGAUGAAGAUGCAGUCAUGAGAGGAAUUCAUUUAAGAACAAUACAAAUGAACACUUUAUUCACAGAAAAAAAUUACAAAGUUAACAUUCCACCUUUUAUUUAUUUAAGUCAACCAAGUUAUCUUGUAAAACACAAAACUGAAGGAUUGUCUGCUGCUGGUGGUUCCAUUAAUUUUAUUAAUGGAAUGAAUGAAGAAGUCACAUUAGGAGCACGAGGUGUUAAGUUUGGUGCAGGAAAAAAAGUUGUUGAUUCUCAAAGAAGUCGUUUGUGUCAAAUGAAAAUAAGAGAAAAGUACAGUGAUGUAUUUCAUAUUCAAAAAGACAAAAUACAUCCAGAUGAUGAAUAUUAUAAAAGAAAAGUAUUUUUCAAACAAUGUGUUGAAGGAGGAUGGACAAUUAAAUAA